Messenger RNA from Suillus plorans, 1383 nucleotides. RefSeq lists its product as uncharacterized. Lineage: Eukaryota; Fungi; Basidiomycota; Agaricomycetes; Boletales; Suillaceae. The coding region runs from base 1 to 1383 and encodes 460 amino acids. The record is from RefSeq and is a predicted model, not a curated record. Gene Ontology annotation, molecular function: protein binding. The transcript has 10 exons.
AUGCUUCCCUUCCGCCCUUCUACUCGUCUCCCUUUCGUCCUACUCCCCGUUUUGCCUGCUGCUUCGGGAUCUGCACGGGUACGGGUAACCCGCGCGGGUCACGGGUAUGGGUACUACUGGGGUACGGUAAUAGCGGACGCCAUACUUCCCGCGUGCACGCUACAACCGGCACCACCACCAACACCGGCACCUAACGCGCCUUCCCAAGUCCACCAACUCCACGUUCACAGCGCGCGCGCCCGAAACGCGUCAACAAGUGUUGACGCGAUGCAAACACACGCGGACGACACGCGAAGACGAAAGGACAAGAGAAUCGAGGAAGGGAGAAGGGAUGGUAUAGAGAUGAAGGAGGAAAGAGGAACUCGAGGAGACGAGACUUUGGGCACGCUGAAACAACAACAACGACGUCAUAUGUGUCACGUCGCCAGCGCCUAUCUUUGUGCGCCCAGCACUCGCACCACCACCAGCUUUCACGCCAAUGCCACCAUCCACGACGCCAACGCCACCAUCCACGACGCCGACGCCACCAUCCUCGACGCCAAUGCCACCAUCCACGACACCAACACCACCAUCCACGACACCAACACCACCAUCCCAUCUACGACGCCAACACCUACGCAACACACUGACUCGCCAGCAUCAAGCGUACACGCUCAGACCACGCCAGCGAAUGCUGGCGUGGCUCGAAUGCACACGGAAGACACCAGGACGAAGAGAGAAGGAAAAGAGGCGGAACGAGAGGAGGAAGGAAUGAUCUUGUCACCUGGCAAUACUAUGUUUGUGAACAAGCUCACGAGCAUACACCCCCGCGUUCUCGAUUUUGAUAAUUGUCCCCAGGAACGGCAUGAAUUCUGUCGGAUUUACAAAUUCUCAGUCAUUCUCGCCGGGGGGACGUCUAUUGCUACCUAUCUACCUCUUUCUUGUCGAUUUUCACUGGGGCUAAGCGCUAAGCCCCUCGCUGGGGUUUAUUCGCUUCACGAACAAGUUAUCGAGAAAAACCUCAUGGGGCAAGGUUCUCUGAUCGGCGCCCGCGCCGUCACGUGGCAGAAUGGACAAGAAACAAAAAUAGUUGAUUUGAAUUUGCUGCACAGCCUGGACUCGACAUGGAUCUGCUGCAGUCCGGAUGAAUUGCACAUCGUCUGCGGGUCUGAAGACGGAACAGCGAUUAUCUGGGAUACCAACCAAGGCAAUAUCGCGGGAUAUCCUAUCAGAACUAGCCACUCGCAUGUAUAUGCAGUACGCUAUUCAUCUGAUGGUGGAACACUUGCAACGAGCGGAUACAACAACACGGUCACCUUUCGGGACGUCAGGACAAAAGAGGCGCUCCACUCUGUAGAAGCAUAUCAUUUAUCGCAGCAGGUCCAUCGUACGGACCUCAUAUGA